Messenger RNA from Miscanthus lutarioriparius, 2268 nucleotides. The record is from the annotation of a GenBank genome assembly. NCBI's taxonomy places the organism in Eukaryota, Viridiplantae, Streptophyta, Magnoliopsida, Poales, Poaceae.
AUGGAGACGGCGCACGAGGUCGCCAUUUACAUCGACCGCUUCCACAAUCUGGACCUGUUCCAGCAAGGAUGGUACCGCAUGAAGAUUAGUGCCCAAUGGGAGGACGACGAGAAUAAUAGAGCACCGAUCUCGCCGGCCAGGGUCACGCAAUACGAAGCUAUUGAUAUUGGUGUGAAGAGCUCAUUUGGCUUUUGGAAAAUAGACGAUGUUGACAAUAGCUUCUAUACACAGCCAUUUCUUGUUAAAUAUUCUAGGCAAGAUAUUUAUCUAUCAGUUAUGGUGUCCUUCUACAUACCCAACAGCGAAGACGAGGGUCCAGCAACUUCUUCUGUUAUAUUGAAGUUCGAGCUCAUAUAUAUCCCAACACUGGGGAAUGGGUGGACUGAAGUUCAAGAUUCAAAUGAUGAUACAGAUUUGAUCCCUGUCCAUGAAUUUAGGAUCCCACAUAGAGCACUCCUGGGCUUACACUCAUAUUGCCCUGUCCAUUUUGACGCUUUACACUCGGCACUUGUGGAUCUGACAAUACACAUAGUGUACCUGAAAGCCGCUGUGACUAAAUCAUCAUCACUGAAGCCGCUGGAACAAAGUUUUGGCUCAAAGUCAUAUGAUAUUGUGAAGGCAUCACUAAUUUCUAGGGAAAUACUUCUUGAAGAAGUGAAGAAGAUCAGUAAUGCUAUUGGUAACACUCUUGAGGAUUUAGAUCACACUGAUUUAACCCUUGGUAAAUAUGAGACAAUUCAACAAUCAAAGUCAGGUUCGCCCAGUUACAAUAAUGGGCAAGGUACACCCACAAAGUGUAGUCCCCAGAUGACUGUCUUACGUGAUUUUCUUGAGAGUUCUGGUGUUGUGGUUGGAAGCACUGAUGAUAUCUUGCUGUAUACUCUAUCCGAGGAGGAAUUGUUUGAACUAUUUCAAAUUGUGAGCAGACAACUCUCAUUUAUAUGGAAUGAGUUCUUGAAAUUUCACAGAACACAUAAAGUCAAGAUAUUGGAUUAUUUGCAUGAUAUGUGGGAUAUUGAUCGGAAAGCAGAAUGGUCAAUAUGGAUUAUUCAUUCAAAGAUUGAGAUUCCACAUCGCUAUUUGAGAAGCAUGAAUGAUGACUCUCCUCGCCAUUUGAUUCGGAUUUCCAGUUCACGAAAGGUCCAUCAUGAUCCUAUACAAAAUUCGAUGUCACAGGCUGAACUGCACAGGAAAAGUAUAGCACAAAUGAAGAUUAACACGCCGUCUGUUCAAGAUAUGCAUAUUUAUGCUGAUCCUUCAUGUAUACCUGUUGUCCGCAUAGAGCAGCAUGUAAUGGUUAUUCCGCAACAUUGUUCUAGCAAGGAUUUUCUAACAGAUGGUUCAGAACCCGCGGGUACUAAUGUGCCACCUCUACUACAAGGACAAUCAUUGGAGGAAAAAACUUGUGGUUUCAAGAGUGGCCACAUUUUACGAGCUGUCAUUUUUGUGCAUGGAUUUCAGGGACAUCAUUUGGAUUUACGCCUUGUUAAAAACCAGUGGCUUUUGCUUGAUCCUGGAGCUGAGUGCCUACUGUCUCAGAUAAAUGAGGAUAGAACGUCUGGAGAUUUUAAAGAAAUGGGUAGAAGGCUCGCUAAUGAAGUAGUGUCAUUCCUCAAAAGAAAGGUGGACAAGUAUUCCAAAAAUGGAGGUUGCAAAGAGAUUAAGCUCAGUUUUGUCGGUCAUUCUAUUGGGAACAUUAUCCUCAGAAGUGCCCUCACAGAACCCAAAUUGGAGCCAUUUCUGAAGAACCUAUAUACAUACAUGUCCAUAUCGGGGCCUCAUUUAGGUUACUGGUACAGCCCAAAUUCCUUGUUCAAUUCUGGCCUCUGGCUCAUGAAACGGCUCAAGGGAAUGCAGUGCAUGCAUCAGCUCACUUUCAGUGAUGACCACGACCCACAGAAUACAUUCUUUUACAAGCUCUGCAAGCUGAAGACUCUGGAGAACUUCAAGAACAUCAUCCUGGUAUCAUCACCGCAGGAUGGUUAUGUCCCAUAUCAUUCAGCAAGAAUCGACCUCUGCCACGCCUCGUCGUCAGAUAACUCAAAACGUGGGCAGGUGUUCACUGAGAUGCUGAACAACUGCUUGGACGAGAUCCGGGCACCAACAUCGGAAACACGGGUAUUCAUGCGUUGUGACGUUAUAUUCGACCAGUCCGCCCAAGGGCGGAACCUGAACACCAUGAUCGGCAGAGCUGCACACAUAGAGUUCUUGGAGAAUGACAUCUAUGCCAGGUUCAUCAUGUGGUCCUUUCCAGAGUUGUUCCGAUGA